UCGGCGAGGCGCGAGGGCCGAGCCCUCCAAGCUCGUAAACGCCAGGGCCGCCAGCCUCCUCCCCGGGUCCGCGGGCCGCCAAUAUAAGGCACGGAGCGACCUGGGGACUCCAGCCUACCGCUGCCCUUGCCGCCGCCACCACCAUGUCCUGCUUCUCGUCCCGCCAGAGUUCCGCCUGCGGCGUCCGCGCCUUCAGCUGCGCCUCGGCCUGCGGACCCCGGCCCGGUCGCUGCUGCAUCACCGCCGCCCCCUACCGCGGCAUCUCCUGCUACCGCGGCCUCACCGGGGGCUUUGGCAGCCGCAGCGUGUGCGGGGGCUUCCGCGCCGGCUCCUGUGGACGCAGCUUCGGCUAUCGCUCAGGCGGCGUGUGCGGGCCCAGCGCCCCCUGCAUCACCACAGUGUCUGUCAAUGAGAGCCUGCUGACGCCCCUCAACCUGGAGAUCGACCCCAACGCGCAGUGCGUCAAGCACGAGGAGAAGGAGCAGAUCAAGUGUCUCAACAGCAAGUUCGCAGCCUUCAUCGACAAGGUGCGCUUCCUGGAGCAGCAGAACAAGCUCCUGGAGACCAAGUGGCAGUUCUUCCAGAACCGCAAAUGCUGCGAGAGCAACCUGGAGCCGCUGUUCAGCGGUUACAUCGAGUCCCUGCGGCGGGAGGCCGAGUGUGUGGAGGCCGACAGCGGGCGGCUGUCCUCGGAGCUCAACCACGUGCAGGAGGCACUGGAGGGCUACAAGAAGAAGUACGAAGAGGAGGUGGCACUCAGGGCCACCGCUGAGAAUGAAUUUGUGGCCCUGAAGAAGGACGUGGACUGUGCCUACCUCCGCCGCUCAGACCUGGAGGCCAAUGUGGAGGCGCUGACCCAGGAGAUCGACUUCCUGCGGCGUCUGUAUGAGGAGGAGAUCCGCGUCCUCCAUGCCCACAUCUCAGACACCUCGGUUGUGGUCAAGAUGGACAACAGCCGGGACCUCAACAUGGACUGCGUCAUCGCUGAGAUCAAGGCUCAGUACGACGACAUUGCCACCCGCAGCCGGGCCGAGGCCGAGUCCUGGUACCGCAGCAAGUGUGAGGAGAUGAAGGCCACAGUGAUCCGACAUGGGGAGACCCUGCGCCGCACCAAGGAGGAGAUCAACGAGCUGAACCGCAUGAUCCAGAGGCUGACGGCCGAGGUGGAGAACGCCAAGUGCCAGAACACCAAGCUGGAGGCAGCUGUGUCCCAGUCUGAGCAGCAGGGUGAGGCAGCCCUGAGCGACGCCCGCGGCAAGCUGGCAGGACUGGAGGAGGCCCUGCAGAAGGCCAAGCAGGACAUGGCCUGCCUGCUCAAGGAGUACCAGGAGGUGAUGAACUCCAAGCUGGGCCUGGACAUUGAGAUCGCCACCUACCGCCGCCUGCUGGAGGGCGAGGAGCACAGGUUGUGUGAGGGCGUCGGAGCCAUCAAUGUCUGUGUCAGCAGCUCCCGAGGUGGGGUCGUAUGCGGGGACCUGUGCGUGUCGGGCUCCCGGCCAGUGACGGGCAGCGUGUGCAGCGCCCCCUGCACCGGGAACGUGGCCGUGAGCACCGGCCUGUGCGCGCCCUGCGGCCAGAGCUGCGGCAGCGGCCGCUCAGUGCGCUUCGCAUAGUGCCUCCACCCGGCCUGCCUCCCGCCAGCUCGCAGUCCCCGCCCCUGCGUGCAAGUGUGCGUGUGUGCCUGCCUGCGGCAUCUCCGGCCUCCAAAGGACCGUCCCCAACCCAGGCUUGAAGAGGAAGAGAUCCCCCCAACGCCACUCCCUGCACCUGGCUGCGGCCCCGCCUGCCAUGCUGUC
This is a messenger RNA of Ochotona princeps (American pika), 1796 nucleotides long. RefSeq names its product keratin, type II microfibrillar, component 7C. The record is from RefSeq and is a predicted model, not a curated record. Gene Ontology annotation, molecular function: structural constituent of skin epidermis. Gene Ontology annotation, cellular component: keratin filament. Lineage: Eukaryota; Metazoa; Chordata; Mammalia; Lagomorpha; Ochotonidae. The transcript has 9 exons. Gene Ontology annotation, biological process: keratinization; intermediate filament organization. Bases 144 to 1613 code for a protein of 489 amino acids.